Micromonas pusilla CCMP1545 is the source of this 903-nucleotide messenger RNA. RefSeq lists its product as uncharacterized. Gene Ontology annotation, molecular function: protein tyrosine kinase activity; ATP binding. The coding region runs from base 1 to 903 and encodes 300 amino acids. The record is from RefSeq and is a predicted model, not a curated record. Gene Ontology annotation, cellular component: cytoplasm; nucleus. The transcript is spliced from 4 exons. NCBI's taxonomy places the organism in Eukaryota, Viridiplantae, Chlorophyta, Mamiellophyceae, Mamiellales, Mamiellaceae. Gene Ontology annotation, biological process: protein phosphorylation.
AUGUCGCGGCUGCGGACGGAUUUCGUCGACGUCGGCGUCGUCGGCCGCGGCGGGUUUUGCAAGGUGUUUAAAGUCAUCGGCCGUCUGGACGGCGCGCAGUACGCGGUGAAGCGCACGGAGAAGAAGUUGCAGACGGAGCGAGAGAAGCUCGAGGCGCUGCGGGAGGUGCAGGCGAUGGCGAGCUUGGGCGGCGGCGGCGAGCACGUCGUUCGGUAUUUCGGCGCGUGGAUGGAGUACGACCACCUGUACAUUCAGUUGGAACUGUGCGACGGGACGUUGUCCGAACUGAGCGCGCUCUCGAACGCCGCGACGGAAGCGUCGCUCGUGAGCGGCGUCCCGGUCCCGGCCGGGGUGAAGAUCUUCGACGAGGCCGCGGUGAUUGAGGUGUUAACGCACGUGUGUCGCGCGUUACGGUACGCGCACGCCAGAAACGUCGCGCACCUGGACGUGAAGCCGGACAACGUGUUGCACCGAAGGGGCGCGUAUAAGCUCGCCGACUGGGGCCGCGCCGCGCCCGUGGACGGGAUCGGCGGCGGGCGGCUGGUUUCCGUCGAGGAAGGCGACGCGAGAUACCUCGCCCCGGAGCUUCUGCGGGGCGACUUUGGCUGCUCGCUCGGCGUCCCCGGCGACUCCUCCUUCGUGGGGUUAGACCGCGCGGACGUCUUCUCCCUGGGCGCGACCGCGUACGAGCUCGCGCGCCGCGCGCCGUUGCCGUCGAGCGGCGACGAGUACCAGGCGCUCCGACGCGGCGUCGGCGUGCGGCCGCUCGGGGAGGGAUGGUCGGACGGGUUCCACGCGCUGAUCUCGAGCAUGAUGCGCGAGGCGCCGGGGGAGCGGCCGAGCGCGAAGCGACUGAUGCGCGAGGGGUUGCUGAGCGGCGACGGGGGGGGGGGCAGCGCGUGA